AUGAAGUUUAAAAGGACAAAGGAUGCAAGUGGAGUUGCCGGCCGGAGCGACGAGGGCUGCAUCCCUUUCCCGCAGGAGCGGGGCUCCCGCCUCCAGUUCUGUUCCAGGCCUGACUCCUCCACUCCCUCCGUGACUCAUGUCCUGCGGAUCCUUCGCCCCCGACGCGCCCCCCAACACACAAACCCCCAGAAUCCGCCCCCAGCCUACAGCGCGACGUCAGCCCGCCCCAGCCGACUUGGAGGUCUCGGGUCUGAGUCACACAGAAAGACCACCCUCGUCGGCAUCCCCACACACAGUCCCACACCCGGCGCGCCAGCCUCCCCGCCUGACACACCAACGCCCGUCGUCUCCGCGCAACUUGUUAUGCUUCGGCUCGAGCCCUUGACCCAAAAACCUCCGCGAAACAGAGAGCCGCAGAGCCGGCCUCGGGCGGCCUUUGAUGGCUUUGUUAUUGUUUGGCCCUGCUCCCCGCCUUGGCCUCCCGGAGAGGCCCCGCCCCGUCCCCGCCCGCCGCGCCCUCCCCGCGCGCCCUCCCCGCCGGCGCGCUCCUCCCCUUUACUCCUGGCUGCGGGGCGAGCCGGGCGUCUGCUGCAGCGGCCGCGGUGGCGGAGGAGGCCCGAGAGGAGUCUGUGGCAGCGGCGGCGGCGGCGGCGGCGGCGGCGGGACCCGCAGCAGCAGCAGCAACAGCAGCCACGAGCUUCCUGCCCCGCGGCGCUGCCGCACAAGCCCCACGAGCCACUCACCCCGCCGCUCUCAGCGCUGCCCGACCCCGCUGGCGCGCCCUCCCGCCGCCAGUCCCGGCAGCGCCCUCAGUUGUCCUCCGACUCGCCCUCGGCCUUCCGCGCCAGCCGCAGCCACAGCCGCAACGCCACCCGCAGCCACAGCCACAGCCCCAGGCAUAGUCAUCGGCACAGCCCCGGCUCCGGCUCCUGCUGCAGCUCCUCGGGGCACCGUCCCUGCGCCGACAUCCUGGAGGUUGGGAUGCUCUUAUCCAAAAUCAACUCGCUUGCCCACCUGCGCGCCGCGCCCUGCAACGACCUGCACGCCACCAAGCUGGCGCCCGGCAAGGAGAAGGAGCCCCUGGAGUCGCAGUACCGUGGGCCCCUAUUGGGCAGCGGCGGCUUCGGCUCGGUCUACUCAGGCAUCCGCGUCUCCGACAACUUGCCGGUGGCCAUCAAACACGUGGAGAAGGACCGGAUUUCCGACUGGGGAGAGCUGCCCAAUGGCACCCGAGUGCCCAUGGAAGUGGUCCUGCUGAAGAAGGUGAGCUCGGGCUUCUCCGGCGUCAUUAGGCUCCUGGACUGGUUCGAGAGGCCCGACAGUUUUGUCCUGAUCCUGGAGAGACCCGAGCCGGUGCAAGAUCUCUUCGACUUCAUCACAGAAAGGGGGGCCCUGCAAGAGGAGCUGGCCCGCAGCUUCUUCUGGCAGGUGCUGGAGGCCGUGCGACACUGCCACAACUGCGGGGUGCUCCACCGCGACAUCAAGGACGAAAACAUCCUCAUCGACCUCAAUCGCGGCGAGCUCAAGCUCAUCGACUUCGGGUCGGGGGCGCUGCUCAAGGACACCGUCUACACGGAUUUCGAUGGGACCCGAGUGUAUAGCCCUCCAGAGUGGAUCCGCUACCAUCGCUACCAUGGCAGGUCGGCGGCAGUUUGGUCCCUGGGGAUCCUGUUGUAUGAUAUGGUGUGUGGAGAUAUUCCUUUCGAGCAUGAUGAAGAGAUCAUCAGGGGCCAAGUUUUCUUCAGGCAGAGGGUCUCUUCAGGUAACUGAUGGAAGCCCCUGGCCAUGGGGUUAUUGGUCUCCAUGGGGCUAUUAGUCUUCAUGUGACAGUCUGAAAUUCUGGAGAACUUCACUCUCCAGUAGAUGCCCUGACCCUUGGCUUAGAAUUGUAGGUGAGUGAUUUGCAUUUGAGAGCUGGCCUCAUAAAUCACGUGGUUUGCACUUGAGCUUUCCUUAAGAGGUCAGAGGAAGAGCAUGUGUGAGCCUAUUAAGAAGAAAAGACAAUCUGGCUUCCCCAGAAAGUUUGUUAAAGGUACCAGCAGAAACCUGAUAACUCCUGGCUGUUUUGCCAAGGAGUAAAAAGUUAAAAGCUCUUUUAGCAUCUCCUUUAAGUCAGCACCUCCAAAUAUUUCGGUACCAGUGACCUCAAUGUGGGUGGUGUUCAUGUUUGUAAGUUGGUAGGUGAGUUGAAUCAUCUCAUCAUGCUCAGUGGUGUCUCAUCAAAAUCUAUUGUCAUCAUCCUUCCUAUUUCUGGUGAGUGGGUGUUGUGGGAAAGGCCCCCACUAUUGAAGUUUGAAAACCACAGGUUUAAGAGAGUCUGUCUUUAGCUGAAAGCAGACUGAAGGACCCAGAUAUUAGUCAAU
Messenger RNA from Macaca mulatta (Rhesus monkey), 2363 nucleotides. Lineage: Eukaryota; Metazoa; Chordata; Mammalia; Primates; Cercopithecidae. The record is from RefSeq and is a predicted model, not a curated record.